AUGCAGAAUAUGGAGAUACAGUACGAUUGGGAAAGCUUUGUGAAGGACCGGGAAGGAGUUUUUGACAGGGAGAUUUCCUCGGCUGUUGAGGAUCGCUCACUUUCCGAGACGCAGGGGACGCCUGGAAUUGUCAAGCAGAGCUCCAUAAUUGGCGUCACGUCAGUAUGGAACCAUGGUACUGAGGAUGCAGCGAUGGCCCGUUAUCAUGACGCAAAUUCUGGAAGUCAGGGGCCAGCAGAGGUAGCUAUCAACAGAUUCUUUCAUGAAACCGACAUCUCAAUGUGUGAAGGUGAUGAAAGGAGAAGUUGGACACACAGCUCCAUACAAGGAAGUGAUGUGUCAAUGCUUACAGCGCUGGUCCGGCAGGCUCCUCACUUCAGUCAAGAGGCCCAUGCAAUUGAAGCACCAAGUAUGAUUGGCAACAGGAGUUCGCUUACUCAGGAUAUCAUCCGCCUGCAUCCGCUGAAGCAUGAGACAGAGGAGGAUGGUACCCACUCAAAUGGCUAUGAAGAGCGCGGGGCAGGUUUGUAUGAAAGUACCGUCUUGCAAUGGGUUGACAGUAUAUCAGGCGAGGAAGUAUUUGCACCGAACGAGCCAUCCGACCAUUGCUCAAGUCAAGAUAUUCUGCUGGGACUCUACUUGGGUACCACUAUUACCGACGACGGGUUGCUAUCAAACAUACAGGACGCGAUCUACGAUUCCACCGAGGAGGAUAAUCUUCUUGACUUCCCAAUGCCAUUGUCCACGACGGAGAGUGAACAUUUAAGUAACUCCUCAUUGUCAGAGGUUCUCGGGAACGACCAUCUUCUUUGGCAUAUGUGGAAGAGACGAGGCAGUGUUGCUCCACGUGGCGAGCAGGAUGCGGAAGGCAUGCGGACGCUGUACGAAUCAGAUCCUGAUAUGAAGCUGUUCAGUAAAGACUGGGGUGUGGACGCCAGUGAGAUGAGCUCAAGUUCCAAUCAAGACCCUAUGCUUCAAGAAAUGUCGUCUCGAUCGCGGAAAACAAGUUCGCCAACAAGCCCCAUGUCAGAAAGACGGUCGUACUUUGGGCCAACUCGAUCUUCCUCAUCUUAUUCCUCAUCAGGACAAGCAAGCCCAGACCCGAAGCUUCAACGGCGAGGGAGCAUCAUGAAGCGGUUUCCAUGGGGAGGGCGGCAACACUCUAGCGAAUUGACAGGGCUAGAAAUGACCAAUCUGAAUGGCCGAGACUUUGAAGUCAAGAGGCGUCGCACAAUGGACGACUACGCGACGAUGGAGAAGGAAACCCAUGGCGAUGAUUCAAAUGAGAUGCUGUUUUGA
Messenger RNA from Exophiala aquamarina CBS 119918, 1299 nucleotides. RefSeq lists its product as uncharacterized. Bases 1 to 1299 code for a protein of 432 amino acids. The record is from RefSeq and is a predicted model, not a curated record. The transcript has a single exon. Lineage: Eukaryota; Fungi; Ascomycota; Eurotiomycetes; Chaetothyriales; Herpotrichiellaceae.